AUGCGAGAGGACGCCAACACGAGACUACAUGCCACAAGUGCUUCAAUCGAUCCUCUUUCAAAAGAAGCCACUGUCUCCCUCUCCACCACCGACAACGACCGAAAGAAACCCGCCUACUUCUCUGAUUCAGCCAUGUACCCCUCUCUUGCGACGCCUCCGCCAAAGCCUCUGUCGGCGAGUUGCCUCCAGCUACCUCCUUCUUCUUUGCGUCCAGCACAGGCUUCGCUCAUUGCUUUUCCUUUUCUUCUGAUUCGAUUGCUUAUAAGUUUCAUGGAAGUUGAACCGGUUGGAGAAGAUUCAAGCUACAAAAUGGCUUACAUGGAUGGAUCCCUGCUUCGCUUAUAUUUUUCAGGGAAUGUGUUAUGUAUGUCCAAGUCACCCAUGAGCAAGGAUCGAUUAUACCCCAACCACUUGAUAUUAAGAUUUAAAAGAGAGUUUCACUACGCACCCCAACUACCCCAACUGCUUGAUGAAAUGCUUGAACCAACCCUGUUCCUUGAAAGACAAUAA
Molecule: messenger RNA, 510 nt
Organism: Lactuca saligna
Lineage: Eukaryota; Viridiplantae; Streptophyta; Magnoliopsida; Asterales; Asteraceae
Source: the annotation of a GenBank genome assembly